Molecule: messenger RNA, 1665 nt
Organism: Racocetra fulgida
Lineage: Eukaryota; Fungi; Glomeromycota; Glomeromycetes; Diversisporales; Gigasporaceae
Source: the annotation of a GenBank genome assembly
AUGGAUUCUUCUCAUAAUACCACAAUUAAUUCCUACAUAAAGGAAAUUGAAGGCUACCUCAAUAAUAAACGAAUACUGUACGAAGCAGAAGGCAGAAGAGAAUUUGUUCCAUUAAUAGAUCGCACUGUACAAAUGAUUAGAUUAAUUAAGGAUCCUGGAACAACGGAAGGUCACUCUAAUGUCACAGAACAAAGUAAUCGUUCAUCCACACAACGCACUUUUGAUCGUCCACCAGAAAAAAUGUACCAUUAUGCUGAUGGUGAAGCAAUUGAUUGUGCGAUAUGUAUUGAACAAGUUGAACCGAAACAUGCUCAGGUUCGAUUAUCAUGUGAUUUUAAAUGCCCUUACUGUCGGUUAGAAGUUGAAAGCUAUGCAAAGCAACCACGAACUUGGGAAUAUCCUCCAAAUGGUCCACCAACUCCACAAAAUCUAAACGAUCAUAAUGAUAUGUCACAUCCAGGAGAAUUGGAUUUUGCUAACUUUCAGCGAGAUGAUUAUUUAGAUGAAGACGAUUUCUCGGAUUCUGAUCGUAUCGUAUAUGAAAUUGCAAAUGGUGGUGAUCCUUACAAUAAUUCUGAGACAGAUAGUGAUGAUGAUUCAAACUCUUCCAAUGAAGAUUACGGUCAAAAUGAACCUAUAAACAAUGAAGAUAGGAUUCGUUCACAUUACAAUAAUGAUUCCAGUGAAAAUUCAUCAUCUGGAAGACGAGCUCGUCUUGUAAUGCAUGCAAGCAAUAGUCGUAUUGAUGAUCCAAUAGUAAUAAUUCGUGAUAGUGAACAUGACGAUCAAGGAAAUAGGUCAUCACAGGAACGUCAUGUACGAGAAAGACGUUCAAGGUCUCCGUCAAUAUCACAUCAACGAUCAGAUCCUAUUAAUUCUACUAUAGCUAAUUAUAGUACCUAUUAUUCCGAUAGAGAUCGUGACGAUUUGUACUCUCGAAGUAGCAAUAAUCUUAGUUCUAUUAAAGACAAUGAAGGUGGAGAAUUGGACCGAAAUCGUACUGUUAAUUUUCUGGAUGGAUUGCAAAUAUCGGAUACCAAUGAUUCUUCCAGAUAUAGAAAUGAUGAUUCUCGUAGUAUUAAAUCAAACAUCAACGACUUUUCCCGAUAUAAUGAUAAUGGAUAUGAUGGAACAUCCCGAAGUUAUGAUCAUUACAAUCAAAGUUCACUGGAUUCAUCAUCUAAUGUUCGAAAUGACGGGACAUUUUAUAAUAAUUCAAAUAAUCGGCACGGGUUUAAUUCAGAAAAUGAAUUCACAAAUACUAUAAGCAGACAUAAACCAUCAUUUCGGUUAAGAAACAUGUAUCAAGAAGAUUCAACAACUGCAGAAGAAGUAAUGGAUGAUACCGAUUCAAAUGCAGGAAACGAUAUGGAUACUACAGAUAACGAAGAUACAGAAGAUGAAGAUUUUCGAAGAUGCUUUUCUCAUGAUGAGGAUAAUAUCUCAACAACAAGUAUAUCUUCACCAAUCAGAAACGAACCAAAUCCAUGGUAUAAACCAUGGUCUUGGUACAAUAAUAAUCAUUUUAUAUCAGGUACAGCAUCUAGUCCAGCUUCAGCUGUUGCUGAUGUAGAUAGUGAUGCUACAAUUAGCAGUGAUGUGAGUACUCAUGGUGUCGCGGUUAACUUAGAAAAAAAGUUACACCGGGCGCAACAAAAAGUGUGA